Messenger RNA from Puma concolor (puma), 1875 nucleotides. It is a transcript of the gene RAB18, whose product is annotated as RAB18, member RAS oncogene family. NCBI's taxonomy places the organism in Eukaryota, Metazoa, Chordata, Mammalia, Carnivora, Felidae. Gene Ontology annotation, molecular function: GTPase activity; GTP binding. The record is from RefSeq and is a predicted model, not a curated record.
ACCCGGGGAGAAAGGAAGGUGGCAGACGUGCAGCGGUGCGCAUGCGCGGGCACUUCUCUCGGGUGAAGGGUUGAGAGCCGGACCGGGCGGCCAGCUGGGCUGAGAGCGGAGUAGGGUCAGGAUGGACGAGGACGUGCUGACCACCCUGAAGAUCCUCAUCAUCGGCGAGAGCGGCGUGGGCAAGUCCAGCCUGCUCUUGAGGUUCACAGAUGAUACUUUUGAUCCAGAACUUGCAGCAACGAUAGGUGUUGACUUUAAGGUGAAAACAAUUUCAGUGGAUGGAAAUAAGGCCAAACUUGCAAUUUGGGAUACUGCUGGUCAAGAGAGGUUCAGAACAUUAACUCCCAGCUAUUACAGAGGUGCACAAGGUGUUAUAUUAGUUUAUGAUGUCACAAGAAGAGACACCUUUGUUAAAUUGGAUAAUUGGUUGAAUGAAUUGGAAACUUACUGCACGAGAAAUGACAUAGUAAACAUGCUAGUUGGAAAUAAAAUUGAUAAGGAAAAUCGUGAAGUCGAUAGAAAUGAAGGCCUAAAAUUUGCCCGAAAGCAUUCCAUGUUAUUUAUAGAGGCAAGUGCAAAAACCUGUGAUGGUGUACAGUGUGCCUUUGAGGAACUUGUUGAAAAGAUCAUUCAGACGCCUGGACUGUGGGAAAGUGAGAACCAGAAUAAAGGAGUCAAACUGAUACACAGGGAAGAAGGCCCUGGAGGCGGAGCCUGUGGUGGUUACUGUUCUAUGUUAUAAACUCUGGGAAACUCCCAUCUCUUGCAUAUUUGAUCAGAUAGUGACAUCUUUCUGUAUAUAAACUCUUUAACUGCUAUUUUAGGGACCUUGCAGUUUGCACAUAUUUGUUUUGUAUCAUGGCAGUAAAUAUUUGCAAGAAAUCCCACUCAUCGGCUUUCCCAGGUAAAAUGUUAUGGUAAGCAUGCACAGUUUGCAGUCUACAGUUUUUUAUGUAACAUAAAAUAGGUGUACUUUUAUAAGUACAUUUGAUUUUAUGAUUUACAUUUAUCAUGUGAUAAAAAAAAUCCACCUAUUUAGUAUAUGUUGAUACAAGGUCUACUUUUGGUCUCCUCUUUGCAUAAAUACUCCUCUAUCAAUUACUGAAUUAAUUGGUGUGUAGAACUCCUAGAACUACUAGGAGAUAUUCAGGUAUCAUCAAACCUGGCAAAUUUCCUUUCAGGAAUAACAAAGAGCAUGAUUCCACAGCUUUUGUAGGAUGUUUGCAGACAGAUUCUCUUUUAGUACUAAGCAAAAUUCUCUUUAGAGGAUGCAAUCCAGGCCAAUUUAUAAUUAAAUCUCUGUUUGUUCUGAUGAUGCUUCUGAAAUAGCAUUGAUAUGUUAAGAAGUUUGGUCUUACUUUUACAUUUUCUUCAAUGAGUAGCUCAGUUGCUUAACUGGAGUUUUAAUUCUGUGAUAUGUACAUUGGAUUCUGACUCUUUGUGCAUCAUUUUUAGUUAUGUGGUGUUUGGCAAAAUGGCAAUAAGGUUUUCCCCCAUUUUGGUUUCAGAAGGAUGAGGAUAGUGUGUUUAUGUAACUCAUGUAGUACUUAACCACUUUUAAAACCAACACCUUUUUCCAUAAAUGUUGAUGGUGUUUGUCCAGGUACCUCAAUUGUAGCUCGUGUAAUGUUUAUGAACAUCUGUAUCUUACGACUCCCCUAAAUGGCUAGUUGAUUCAAAAACCUAUUUCUGUGUGUUGAGGGUUGGGAAAAAAAAAAAACACUAAAUGACCAUUUGAGAAAGACAUAUUGCUUCCAGAUUUUGAUGUGUGUGGGAAAAUACUGUUGCAAUGAAAAUCUUGGUAAUUUACUGUAACAAGUAGCCAAUAGUUUAUCAAAACCAACUUGUCCAGACUAAUAAAUCUUUUCCACAGUA